Paramisgurnus dabryanus is the source of this 2662-nucleotide messenger RNA. It is a transcript of the gene tsr1, whose product is annotated as TSR1 ribosome maturation factor. The record is from RefSeq and is a predicted model, not a curated record. Gene Ontology annotation, biological process: endonucleolytic cleavage of tricistronic rRNA transcript (SSU-rRNA, 5.8S rRNA, LSU-rRNA); maturation of SSU-rRNA from tricistronic rRNA transcript (SSU-rRNA, 5.8S rRNA, LSU-rRNA); ribosome biogenesis. Lineage: Eukaryota; Metazoa; Chordata; Actinopteri; Cypriniformes; Cobitidae. Gene Ontology annotation, cellular component: nucleus; preribosome, small subunit precursor. Gene Ontology annotation, molecular function: GTPase activity; GTP binding; U3 snoRNA binding.
ACGUCACUAAAGUUUACAUGUGCGGCGUGACAGAAGAUGGCUGCGGGAGGCGAUCAGCAGCAAGCCCACAGACCUGGGAGUUAUAAACAGAAAAACAAAGGUCAUAAACAUGGCAAACACCGAACUAAAGGCGAGAUCGGGCGGGAGAACAAAGGUAAAGUUGCUGUCAUGGCCAUCACCAAGAAACAGAAAAGAGAGCUGAGGAAAAUGGAUCGCAGGAACAAAGCCAAUCAGCUGCGUCGUAACAAAAAAGACUCGGUGUUGACAGAGAAACGGAAGCUGGGUAGCAGGGAUGGACCUCCUCAUCUGGUGGCAGUCAUUGCUCUUCACUCAGGAGUGGACGCUGGAGCUGUGACAAAAAUAUUGAAAGCAGAAGUUGAUGGUGUAGUGCACGAAGAUCAAGGAGUCAGUGGGGCCGUGGAUAGUUUUGGUCUUGUGCUUCCACGUUUUAAACAGAGAUUCACCUUUUACAGGCCAGACAUGACUGACCUGCAUUCAGUCCUUGAUGUGGCAAAGAUCGCUGACAGUUUGGUGUUUGUGUUGGACUCGACCGAAGGCUGGGAUAGUUAUGGAGAAUACUGCCUCUCCUGUCUCUUCUCCCAGGGGUUGCCAAGUCACGCACUGGUGUGUCAAGGAAUAGCUGAUCUGGCGGUAAAGAAACGAACUGAAUCCCGCAGAGCUCUCUCCCGUUUGGUGGAGUCUCGUUUCCAAGAAGCCCGUAUCUUUCCCAUUGACACCGAGCAGGAUGCGUUGCUGUUGGUGAGGCAUCUGUCUGCACAAAAACAGAGGCGCCUGGCAUUUCGCUCUCGUCGCUCGCACCUGUUGGUUCAGAGUGCAACGUACAUCUCUAAUACCAGCCAGAAUGGGGCCACGGGGUUAGGGACCCUGUGUGUGUCAGGAUAUGUUCGGGGCGCUCCUUUAAAAGUGAACAGGCUGGUGCACAUCGCAGGCCAUGGAGACUUUCAGCUCAGUCAGAUUGAUGCUCCCUCAGACCCUCUGCCCUUAACAGCAGCACCCAGGCAAGCGAAACCAGGACGAGGAGGAGAGGUAGAGAUGAUGGAUGGUGCUGAUGGAGAUAUAAAUGGGGAUCGUAGCGUUCGGGUGUUAAUGAAAGCUGACCCCGAGGAGAGGGAGAGCCUGCAGGCGGAGGCAGAGGUAGACCCCAUGGAUGGGGAGCAGACAUGGCCUACAGAGGCAGAGCUGGAGGAGGCUGAAGAGGCCAGCAAGAAAAAGAAUGUGAUGAAAGUACCAAAGGGGACAUCUGACUACCAGGCCAUGUGGAUCAUUGACGGAGCGGAGAAGAAUGAGGAGGAUGAUGAUGAUGAUGAAGAUGUGGACAGUUGUGAUGAUGAUGAAGAUGGGAUGAUGGAAGAUGAAAUGGAUGCUGAUAACGAAUCUCAGGAUGCUGGCUCUGAAUGCGCUUCUGGGGAUGAUGACGACGACGAGGAGGAGGAGGAAGAAGAAGAAGAAGAGGAGGAGAUCAAUUCUACCGGACGUACUGGAGCUGAUCAAAAGUAUGACGAAUGUAUGGAUGAGGCAGAAGAGGGAGAGGGGCUGAGGAGAUAUCGAGAGGCACGUGCCAAUGAGAUGUUCCCAGAUGAAGUGGACACGCCCCUUGAUGUACCAGCCAAGACACGAUUCCAGAGGUACAGAGGUCUAAAGAGUUUUCGGUCCUCGCCAUGGGAUCCCCUGGAGAACCUUCCCCCCAACUACUCGCGCAUCUACCAGUUCCAGAACUUUGAGCGCAUGCGUCGCAGAAUGCUGGCAGAGGCUGCCAGUGAUGAGGAAGGCGCAAUGGUGGGCUGGUAUGUUAAUCUGCAUAUCGUGGAUGUUCCUCCCUCAGUAAUGGAGAGCUUCCAGGCUGGCAAACCUUUAGUGCUGGUGUCUCUGCUGCCACAUGAGCAGAAGAUGUCAGUUAUGCACAUGUUGGUGAGACAACACCCGAGCAAUACAGAACCCAUCAAGUCUAAAGAGGAACUGGUGUUUCAGUGUGGAUUCAGACGUUUCAGAGCCUCAGCUAUCUUCUCACAGCACACUUCUAGUGAUAAACACAAGUUGGAGCGUUUCCUACGUCCUGAUGCCCCCACAGUCAUGUCUGUCUAUGCCCCCAUCACCUUCCCCACAGCUGGUGUCCUGGUCUUCAAACAGAGAGACAAUGGAAUGCAGGACCUGGUAGCCACAGGCAGUCUGUUGAGCUGUGAUCCUAGGCGGGUGGUGUUAAAGAGAAUCGUCUUGAGUGGCCAUCCAUUCAAAAUUAACCGCCGGUCUGCCGUGGUCCGUUACAUGUUCUUCAAUAGAGAUGAUAUUCUGUGGUUUAAACCAGUAGAGCUACGUACGAAAUGGGGACGAAGAGGACACAUCAAGGAAGCAUUAGGUACUCAUGGUCACAUGAAGUGUGUAUUUGACAACCAGCUACGCUCUCAGGACACAGUACUGAUGAAUUUGUAUAAAAGGGUGUAUCCUCAUUGGACCUACGACCCGUAUGUGCCCGCACCUCUGCCCUGGGUCAAGAGAGACCAGCCGGUAUUUCAUGAUAUUGACAUGGAGUAGAUACAGAAAAUGAACUGAAGUCUAUGAACAUGCAUCUGUCACACAAUACUCAGAUAUCGAUAACUCUUGUUUGUACUUUCAUGGACUAUUAAAUAUCAAUCUCUACGUAUAA